Messenger RNA from Neogale vison (American mink), 1222 nucleotides. RefSeq names its product immunoglobulin superfamily member 23 (gene IGSF23). Bases 1 to 834 code for a protein of 277 amino acids. The transcript is spliced from 7 exons. NCBI's taxonomy places the organism in Eukaryota, Metazoa, Chordata, Mammalia, Carnivora, Mustelidae. The record is from RefSeq and is a predicted model, not a curated record.
AUGCCGGGAGAGGAGGAUGAGCUGGUGGCCUCUCUGAGCCUCUGGGAGAAGAGGAGAAGGGCUAGAAGGGGGGGGCAGGGAGGGAAGAGAGCAAAACCCCAGAACCUCUCCUCCCAGAGUCCCAUCCCUGCGUGCUCCCCACCCACCACUACCAUUAACCCAGUGAUGGAGAAGAGUGCAGGUCUGGGAGGUGAAUCCCCAGCCAAGAGCAGGAGCCAGGCAGGGAAGCAGGGAACGCAGCAUGAGGUGUCCUCUGAACGCCAGACCGGGCCACAGCCCUGCCUGGAAGGGGCUACUUCUAACAGAGCAGGCUCUGGCAGCCGAAGAAAGUGCCCGGGCAACAGGUGCAAUGUGGCCAUUGGACGUGGUGAGGCCAGCUCCAACGGGGUGAUGCUGCUGACAUUUCCCUAUGACUCUGAGGGCAUUAUCCAGAGUGACCUAAACUACUCAGUGAUCCUGGAGUGUCUGGCUUCUUCCAUCACCCCCAAACCUGUGCUGCACUGGACCUUCAAUGGGGAGCCCUACCAGACUGGGUCUAGGCUGAUCAUCCGGAGGCUGUCCUGGGAGCACCUGGGCACCUAUGUAUGCAUAGCCAAGAACAGCCAGGGACAGUACUCCUCCUCUCCGGUGACCCUCGCGCUGCCACAAGACAACGUGGAUCCCACAGACGCUGAGCCCAUUGAGCCAGACCCCGUCCUCUCGGUGUCAGGAGGAGGUGCCAUUGCCCUCCUCUUGGCUGGAAAUGUGGGGGCCGCGAUGCUGAUAGGAGGCAUAGGCUUCAUCAUCGUCCAAAGCAUAAGGUCUAACAGACAAAGAAUACGGUCAUGCUGCUGAAGUGGGCCCUUGUCUGUCAGCAUCAGAGGUGAUGCUGGGAAGGGCAACGAGCGCAUCCUGGGGCUGGGACAAGAUGAAGUUCCUGGGGGCUCCAGAUGAGACCUCCUCCAUCCUGAUUAUUUGUCUUGGGAUGUUCCCAUCUUGCUGAGAGUCCCAGAGACUGCCUUUCUCUCCCUCACCCCAGCUGCUGGUGCCCCAUCUGCCUAGCUCACCAAAUCCCUGGAAGCCACCUACACAAGUAGGCCAUACUUCAUAAAAUUCAUGGGCUGAAAGCAAAAGAUACUUCCUUAAGUGGUUCAAUAAAAACAAAAGGAGGAAUUUAAUACAAGGAUCUGGAAAGAUUUCCAAAACUAAGGACCUAUCAGCACUUGCUGUGUAACAAACUACC